AUGGGAAGCUUCCACUCCAUCCCAAGCCGAUCCGGGCGUCGCCGUACGAAUCGUUUGUCGAAACCGUUGACGAAGAAGGUGCCAUUCCUCAGCCCUAUCAGUCGCAAAUCACCGCCUAAGAAUUCGAACGUCACUUCCCCAGUAUUGCCUCGUUCUUCUCCCCGAAAAGACCCACUGAGCAGUGCUUCUGUCCCUGUCAGUCCGCCUGCGUCAAAUCACCAUGAUUCCCUGCCACAGUCGCUUCGCUCUGCACCAUCCCAAUCAAGAUCACUACGAAGAGUUUCCGGUUGGUCCGAGUCAAUCGCCGAAGAAAACCCAGAAGAGGAUCGCCAUGGUCUCCCAAGUCCGAAAUCUAGCGCUGCCGCCUCCAUGAGCAGGCGGUCUUCCCUUCGGCCAACCCGAAGGGCCUCUUUUCAGCCCGAAUCUUUACGCGAUGUUUUCCAACCAAGAAAUAGUCCGGCACAACCAAAAAGAUCUUAUUCACUUCAAUCGCUUCCUCAAAGCCCCAGAGGCACCAUCUACGAGGAUGCACUGGAGGAAGCCACGUCUUCCAACACGUAUUUCAUGGUGGAUAAUCAGCGGUUCUCCCUAACUCGACGACGCUCUCUACUCACGCGACCCGGAGUAGCUACAAGGAAACCGUCACGACAAUCCGUCAGAAGACUUUCUCCAUUAAUCAACCAAGAAUCCGAAAGCCCACCCGACGGGUUUGCUGAGAAACAGACAUUGUUGCAGCCACCGUUUCCCGAGACCGAAGAUGCAACCAUGAAAACUAUAUCCGCCUCUAACUCUACCCGUCCAGACACUCCGAGCGAUUUUGAGUAUACCCAUUUGGGUGCGCUCAAGCUGGGCUCUUUACGAGUUGUCAAUGGCUCUACGUCUCCGUCUUCCAGUGAUCGGACGCGCUUGAAUAUCCCUGGCAGCACGUCACCCGAGAACUCUUCUGAUGAUGUAUAUACAAAAGAGUCGAUGGUUCCAAACCACGCCAAUAGCCGAAAGCUCCAUGGCCAUAGGUCAAGCUCUGAAGACAAAUGGAAGAUGACAAGCAGCGAUACGUCUAUGUUUCAGCUCUCAGCGUCACCUGAUAAGGACGACGCCCCUGGAAGCCCUUUUUCCUUUGAGAGAUCACCGACGAUGGCGACAUUCCCGAGACACGCAUCAUUCCUUACACAAGAAGAGGAUGAGGGAAUAUCAUUACCAAACGAAACGAGUCCGAUCGAAGAUGGCGCUAGUCUUCUGUGGAAGGCCCAUAUGAGGUCUCACAAUCGAAAGAGGCAUUCGCAAUCUCUCGCAAAAGCCGACAGUGGCUACAGUUCCGCUACGUCCGCCCGCUCUUCACAAGAUAAGCCUACUAGGAGGUCCACAGACUCUCAACGACCAGGCAGGCAAUCCAAGGGGUCUCGCAAGGUCUCCGCCAGUUGUGGAUUUGAGGGACACGGAGAUCACGUCGAAAACUCCUUGGGUUUGAAUUACUUGGCUCCGAUUCGACGCCAUUCAAACCAUCAAGUUUCCAGGUAUGAUAGAUUGCAGCAGUUACAACCGGACACGCCGCUGCGGAGCCCCCGUUUUGCAGAUUCUACGGCUCUCAGGCACGCUAUGUCUUUUUCUCGGCCUUUUGGGCCGUUGAGCAGCCUCGAGGCCUCUAUCAAAGACGCCACCGAGGCGCCAAUUCCUCAGAGGCGACGGGCAGGCAGUAUCGGAGGCAGAGCGUCCCACUCCUACCAGAACUUUCAUGCUUUGAAUUCCCCCCGGUUAUCACGCCAUCAAUCGAUUUCUUUUGCCGGUAGUGAACAAAGGAUUCCUGGGAUUACGAGUGUAUAUAAAACUCGGGACUAUACUCGCUUCAACGAUGCAGACGCAGCCUCAUGCUACGAUCGUUUUGACUAUCGACCUCAGAACCAACCCAUUCACCGAUCAUCUACGACAAGGGCCAAGCAAACUAGAGCUGACAUGGUGAACGAGCAUUGCCAUCAGUCAAACAACAACAUGGGUGGUAAAGCCGUGUUGCCUAGACACAGCACUGAUUUUGCCCUGCGAAAAUCUAAUUCCUUCCUGGAACGAAUGGAACCCGUGCAAGAAACUGACUAUGGGACUCUAGCCGGAGGGUCUUGCGGCAGGGCCAGGAAUCCAAACAUUGAUGAACAGCAAAUCAAAUAUGCUCGACCUGUCAAACGCCGGAGUCUCAACAUGCCCACUUCCCCGUUUAUUUUCAAAUGA
Messenger RNA from Aspergillus chevalieri, 2217 nucleotides. RefSeq lists its product as uncharacterized. The transcript has a single exon. Lineage: Eukaryota; Fungi; Ascomycota; Eurotiomycetes; Eurotiales; Aspergillaceae. The coding region runs from base 1 to 2217 and encodes 738 amino acids. The record is from RefSeq and is a predicted model, not a curated record.